Molecule: messenger RNA, 5212 nt
Organism: Venturia canescens
Lineage: Eukaryota; Metazoa; Arthropoda; Insecta; Hymenoptera; Ichneumonidae
Product: protein SMG7-like
Exons: 8
Coding region: 186-3731 (1181 amino acids)
Biological process (GO): nuclear-transcribed mRNA catabolic process, nonsense-mediated decay
Cellular component (GO): telomerase holoenzyme complex
Molecular function (GO): telomeric repeat DNA binding; telomerase RNA binding; protein binding
Source: RefSeq, a predicted model, not a curated record
UCUCGUAUUCUCUGUAUACGUCCGAAUCCCUGGCUCCGACAGCUCCCGACCCUCCGCGAACGCGAAAGCUCAGUCUCAUCCGUCAUUUGGUGUGGUUGUUUUGUUAAGUUUUUAUUCAGCUAUUCUAUUCAGCACAAAUAUGUGACGGUAAGCAAUAUUGGGUUUUAUUGCGGUGUACGCAGAAUAUGGGCCUAAAAGCUGCUGUCCAAGCUCUGAAAAAAGCCGAGCUGCUGAAGGAUAAAGUACAGCGCUGCAAAGAUUUACUCAAUGACAAUGACGCCUGGGUAUGGCAGCAACAGCUGCAAAAGAUUUAUCAACAAGUACUCAUCCUGGAUCUUGAAUAUGCUCUCGACAGGAAAGUUGAGCAAGAACUGUGGAAUCUUGGAUUUAAGAAUUACAUAGCUACUCUACAGAGCCAAGCUAAAGACCGUAAAAAUCCAAAGAGAGGAGAGUCCCAGGCUAUGCUCGGGUGGUGCCUGGAAGCCGCUAGUGGUUUUUAUCUCACCCUACUUCAGGAAAUAUGCACAGCCUUCGAUUUGGAUUUGCCUUUUCGCAGAAAGAAUUAUGUGUAUGGUCGUUCAGCGCCAUGGAAGGCUGUUGAGAAGUUAUCAGCACCGCACAAGUCAUCUUGUUUUUACGCGUGUCAGUAUUGUCUAGUGCAUUUGGGUGACAUAGCGCGUUAUCGAAAUGAGAACAAGCAAGCGGAAUUGUUUUAUCGCCAUGCCGUUUCGUUGUCACCAUCGAGCGGGCAACCCUACAAUCAAUUGGCACUUUUGGAAGCAUCGCGUGGCGACAAACUCGGGACGGUAUUUCAUUACGUACGUUCGGUCGCGGUGAAACACCCGUUUCCCGUAGCAACCGCCAAUCUAGCGAAAACUCUCUCAUCCGCUUUGAACGAUAAUUCAUUCAGCAUCGAAGGAAAAACUAAGCUGACCUCCCAGGAAUAUAUAACCGUUUUUCUCAAACUUCAUGGUAUUCUUCACAAUCUCGGGGACACUACAGUCGCUUCCAGACAUGUGAAAUUGUUGACGGAAACAUUAACCGCUCUCGUAGCUACUGAAAGUUUUACCUCUUGGAGACUCGUACAACUUUUCGUAAUUAAUCUCUACGCGCUUCACCACACUGCCGGACAAAGUACCGAUAGCACCGAAUUGUUGAGGAACGACCAACUCACUUCCGACGAGACCAUCGCCAGAGAUUGCAUUUUGGAUCUUAUCGCGGGAAGUUUAUCCGCUCUGUUGCUACCCGUUUAUACCAUUAAAAACGCCAUCAUCGAUUAUUUUGCUCUGCCAACAAUAAAACUGUGCCUUGAUUGGAUGCGCUUGCAACCAACAGUACUUGAGAAACCAGCAUUUGUUUCAAGACUUCAAAUUUGGCCGAGUCUGUGUGUCUUACUGAAUGGCUUGCAGGCUUGCGUCGUUGAUUUCGAACCUGAUCAGUAUGUUAAAGUACCACUGCCGGAAGAUUGCGAUCUGCAAGGUUUUUUACCGCUCGAGAAGAGCUUCGAGUCGCUGAGGUUUGCAAAUACGGACCUUGAAGGUAACUUCACGGGUUUGAACAAACUUCGAGCGAUUAGGAUUUUAAGCGUUGGCCAUCAUUUGGCUCAGUAUCAAAUAGCUGGCACGAGUUUCAUCAGUGUCGUGACCGAUGAUAAGAACGAACGUAAGUUUACGUGCAUGAGCGAUGUAUCAGGACCGAGCAACGAACUUAUGAAGGAGCUUGAGGAACUCAGCUUGAACAAAGAGAAACAACAACCAGCUAUGACCAACAGCCCGGUACCUUCGGAAUCUGCUAGCAGCAAAGCAUCAUCCGAGACUGAUAUACCUGAACAUUCGAUGGAAAAGAGGGUUGGUAUUUUGAAGCCACAAGGAUCUUUGGAACGCAAUCGUGAGUCGAACCCUGGAAAUACGGAUGCGAGUAUCAUGGAAUUGAAUUCUUCGUCUUGCGCUCGGAAGCCACGACAGAAUGUUGCGAUGCAGGCGAUAAUGAGACGAGCUGAGACGGAGCAAAAGCAAGUGACCUUCAAAAAUGUAUCGCCAAUGAUAAUAGAAGAGUUGGAUUCGAGCAGAAAUGAAGUAAUACCGGUGUCGCCAAUAAAGGGUGCGGGGACGAAAAACAUUCAGAAUCAUUCGCAAACCCCGACUGUAAAUGGCGGGGCUGCUGAAUCGCAGCAACAAAAUGUUGCAAAUGUUCAACAACGAUGUCCUCCCGUUUCUAACAUUUUACUCGCUCCAAAUCACCAAACAUCGAAUCUCAUUCCGGCAUCGACAACUCAAGUUCCACCAAUGAAGUUACAAUUGAGCUUGUCCCAGGCACCACCAACUCCUUCGCAACAAUUUUCAGCCGGUGAACAACAGGCUCUGACGAGAUCACAAUUCGGGCAUCAACCGCAAAAUCUUCCUUCCAGUUGUAACUAUCAUAAUCAAUCGUUCAACGUUCAGAAUCCUCAAUUUAGCAAAAAUUUCGUCACAAGCCAUGUUCCAAAUAUACCGCAGCACUAUCAAGUGCCUGGGCAAUACAACGGUGGUGGAGUUACAUUGCCACAGUGCACUGGUAACAUUCAGCAAAAUGUUCAGCAUCAACAAAGACUCGCGCAACAAGCUCAGAUGUUGCCCCAACCAAGUUUGUCAGGGGCUGCGCAAACGGCUAUAGGAACAAACUUAUCGCAGGCUCUUGGAUUGCAACAACAGCAGCAGUCUUUCCAAAAUGUCGCCACGGGGUUGCAACAAAAUAUGGGAAUUCAGCAACAGCCACAACAUCAACAACAACAGCAGCAGCAGCAGCAGCAGCAACAACAACAACAACAGCAACAACAAGGCAAUGGCAUGGGGAUUCAUCGACAAAAUGUUAUCCCCAACAAUCUAAGAACAAAACAAAUGAAUAUUCAGAAUCAGAUUAGUGGCGCUGGUCAUAGUAACGUACUUAACAACGUACAAGGGAUGUCUGGCGUUAUGACUGGUUAUCAAAAAAAUAUACAGCAACCUCUUUCUACAUUGCAAAAUGUCGUCAAUCCACCGAUCAGUCCAACCGGAAUUUCAGGACUCCGGAUGAACUUCAAUCCGAACGUCGGUCACGGCAUGUAUAAUCAAAUUGGACAGAAGCAAUUAUCACCAUCAGCAUACGGGAAAAACACGAAUCAAUUUGUUUUUCCGAAUCAAACCGUUAUCAACAAAUCCCAACAUCAGAUCAAUAGUUAUCCACUGUUUCACAAUUACGACGCAAGUGAUUUCAAUUUGUGGGGAAAAGAUACGCAGCAGCAGCAGCAGCAACAACAGCAGCAACUUCCUCAACCACCUACCGCGUGGUGGGGUGGUUCAACCGGAAAUCAGACCCUGAUGCAACCGAAGGAAACUACGCCGAGCGAUGCUUUUCAGAACUGGGCCAAUUCACCUUCGGCUAUCAAUAGUAUGAGUGGCAGAACACCACUUACUCCUGGCAACAAUUAUCAUCAGAAUCCUCUCAUCGGCAAGCAAUAUGAUUCACGAAAUAGUUUCGAGGAAACUAGACAGUUUGAAAUGGAGCAGACACAAAUCCAAUCAACCAACACUGGGAACACGUAUUCGUUGUUUAGCGGUAAUUCUUGGGGUUCGGGUGGACAAACGUCAAGUGCGUCGAAUCAAGAUCAACCGAAAGCUCGUUUGAAUCAACAAUCAUUAUGGUCAGGUCCAGGACCAUCUCCACUUGAGCGUCUUCUCGAGCAACAAAAAUCUCUUCGAGAAGGUGGUACUUGAACGUAACUAAUCCAGAUGUUGACAAGACAUUGGGAUUUGAUGAUUUUACUUAAAAAAAAAAGUAAAGAGAGAAAGACAUAAUGACUCGGGCCAUCUAUAUGAAACUUGGGCACGAAAGAACAGGGUCGUCUCCCUUUCCAUCCCCAUGAAAAAAGCGAUUAAAACGAGGAUAUUAGAAUUGAAAACGUACUCCUAAGAAACGCGUAAAAUUCUCUGAAGAAAGAAGGAGAAAAUCAUAAAACAUGCACAUAAAUCUGUUAAAUUUCGGUGAGAGUCGGUUUUCGUUUCUCCAAUGAUUUUUUUCAUGUGGACGACCGUUCGUUUUUUUUUUACAUAAUUAUGCGUGCAAACUUCGUCUGAUUACGAGUUUGAAAACUCAAGUGACGAACACUGUUUAUUUUUGAUGCUCUUUUGCGUCGUUUAUAAUAUUUCAUCAAGGGUGAGUGGAAGAUAAAUAAAAUUGUAGAACGACCGAUGAAAUAUAAGCGAAGUCGAUUAUUGCAUGAAAUCCUCAAACCAUGUAUGUUGUUGAAAAAAACCUAGCAUCGGAAAAUGCUGAAAGAAUUAUGUUUUAGCCGUAUAUACGCAUAUGUGAGCGAGUGAAUUAACCACGAGAUUUAUAACUGAUUUUAAAUAUGAAUAACAAACGGUGCUGAGACCGGGAAUUUAGAAAAUUUGUUGCGUUCCAAGCUUUGCGUUCGUGACGAUCGGGUUCAUCAGAAAAUGAUAACUGAAUUUUGAAAUGAGAAGAAGGAAGUCCAAAACGAAACAAUAAACGAGGAGGUUCGUAUCGUCGAAAUCGAAACACAUGUCGCGAUAGAUAACACGUAGUUGAAAGAAUAAUCUAAACGAAAGAAAAAAAAAUAAGAAUUAGGCGUAGCAGUUCAACCUCUAUGAGAGCAUCGAUCCCAGAUGUUAUGUUACCACAAAGUGCUAUGAUUAAAUCAAUAACGAUGAAAAAAUCGAAUCGAACUUCUGGGGACCUGCUCGAACAUUUCAUACGUCUUUACACACACACGAGACACUUUUCGCUCAGUACACGAACCGCAAAACAUUCCCUCUUCCCUUUUUCCCAGAAGAUAGAAAAAUAUAACUUAUGACUCGACGGGAAAAAUAAUCCCCCGUCUCCUAGUAAUCGAAGAUUCAUAGGUACAUGAGAAACAUGAAAUUCAAGUAUGUUAGCUAGAUUUUAUAAGAUAUAUAUUAUAUAACGGAGCAUGAUGCGGCUGGAGACUGACCCUAUAAAAAAUUUAUUCUAAAUGAAACAUUUCAGUUGAGUUACAGGAAAAAUACGAUAUACCUACACUUUCCGGUAGUCGACGGAUAAGUUUUCGUAAAUAAACUGCAUAACUAUUAUAAACAAUUGUUUAUCGUAGUGGAGUCGAUAUAUCUAUAUACAUAUUAAUCUAUAUAUAUAUAUAUAUAUGUAUAUCGAUUGAAUUACCUGAAUAAUAAAUAUCGUUGCAGAUGUGAAUUAUAAA